Astyanax mexicanus (Mexican tetra) is the source of this 5912-nucleotide messenger RNA. Its product is annotated as interferon-induced very large GTPase 1-like. The record is from RefSeq and is a predicted model, not a curated record. Lineage: Eukaryota; Metazoa; Chordata; Actinopteri; Characiformes; Acestrorhamphidae. The transcript is spliced from 3 exons. Bases 88 to 5076 code for a protein of 1662 amino acids. Gene Ontology annotation, molecular function: GTP binding.
GUUCACUGUUCUGCCCAGUACUGCUGCUACAGUCACACAUUUAGAUCAGGUGGUGGUAGGAGUGCAGAUGUCUUUCUCUGCUCAGAGAUGGGGAACCUUCUAUGGGGAAAAAAAGAGGAAAAGAUGGACUGGAGUGAUUCUGAACAUACGUCUGACGGCCCUGGGGAUCUCGCUUCUCCUGAACCAGCUUGGACCGGUUUGGACCCAGAAAGGAACACAGUCACAAUGGCUCCAACUACUGCAAUAGGAUUACAACAGGAAGGAGAAUCAAGAGCCAGACUAAAAGAAGACCUGCUUAAGAGACUUGACCUUGAUCUGAAAUAUAACAACAAGCUAACCAAAGGAUGCUUCCUUGAAAUAACCCCAUCAUUACAGAACAAUGAGUGCAGAACUGAGAAGGAUCUUGUUCACACUUUUAUUCAAAGGCUUCUGACCAUAGAUUAUAGAGCAAGAUACCUCUCUGUUAAAAAUGACCCAACAAUACCAAAGUCUCAUCCAGCUGGAAAAUGUGCAUUUGGUGCCCUUUCAAACAGAAAUGCUGGAAACAAAGAAAAGAAACAAGCUCAUGUUCACCCAAUGGAUGUUGAAAUGGCAGUGUUUCAUUGUUCAGAUAAUUUCCUUCAGCAGAUCAUGGUAACUAAGCUGUCUCAGUGUCAGUAUGCAGUUCCUCUGCUGCUUCCAAAUCCUUUUACUGGACAGAUUGAAUUCCCUCUGUGGACGAUGCGUCAGAUCAGUAAGAGUUGGAAGACUAUGGAUACUUCUGGCAGAGUCACCAGUAAGACCCUGCCCAUGUACAAAGCUCAAACUCCAGUGGUCACGUUCUUCAGGAUUGGUUCGAUUUCUUCAUCAAAGUCUCAGCUGAUGAACAGGCUUAUCAAUGAGAAGCACGACACGUUCUUCCACCGGGACUGUCCCGGCAGCAGCAGAGAGCGUCUACUGAUGGAUGAAGUGGUGGAGAUUGGAUGGUACCUCCCAUCUGGGAACAGCACUGAUUAUUUCUCAGACUGUGUAGCAUUCUGUAAUCUACAUGGAGAUUCCAGCAUCAACGAGACUCAGAGAAAGAUUCUUACAGAAAUGUCCUCUGUGAAUGUUGUACUUUUACCUCAACUUGAUGAGAAUGACAACAAUAUGGUUAUUGUGAAGGAACUUUGUGAAGGUUUAACUCCUCUCAUAGUUAUUUUGACUGAUGAAGAGGAUGAUUCUGAAGAUGCUGUAUCUGAGAUUGGCGAAGGAAAAUACAGAGUAUCACUGAAGGGCAGAAAUCAGUCUGAUGUUUCUGUUGCUCUCAGAGAAGUUAUCAAGAACUGCCUCUCAGAACAGCUUGUGACCUUCAGUGUGGAGAAGAUAGCAGAACAUUCAGAAAUAAAGUUAGAUGAGGAUAAUGAAGACUGUCAUAGAGGAAAGGAAGCUGCACAACAGAUAAUGAGAUUACUGAAAAGAGAAGAUCCAUCAACAGUCAAAGAAAAGUAUCUGCCCUGCCAGGGGAAACUAUGGCAUGACUGGUGCAAAAAAAACAAGGACCUGCGACGUCUUAAAGGUGACAACUUAGAAUUAGAGAAAAGCAGAAAGGAAGCAGAAAUGAAGGAAAUAAGAAUCAAACAGCAGAAUCAUGGUUUCAGUGAACUCAUGCGGUUAGUUGUAGAAAGUUUAGACUUGCUGUCAGGAAGUGGGAAAAUGUAUUUCCUCAAGUGGCUGGCAAUCCUACUGGAUGAUUUCACUUCAGACACACUAUCUGCCCUACUGAAAGAGUACCACCAAAAAUGGUCAGAGGUGUUGGCUUUAAAAAAAAAGCAUGACAAAUUUGAGGAUGAAAAAACAAAAACUAGACUUAAACAUAAAUUAGACAAACAAACUUAUGAUUUCUCCAAAAAAAUGCAUCUGGAACAUGACAAAACAGAUCAACUGAAAACUGAACAACUAAAUCUAGAAAAGAUCUCCAACAAGCUUAAUUCUGCCACAUUUGGUUUGGAGCACAUGCUGAGAGAGAUGGGUCAGAUUUAUGAAGCUUUAGUCUCUCAGAAAAGAGGAACGAAAAGAAAAAGAAAUGUAGACUAUACUGGCCUUCCUAAACUUGCUGCUGAACUUAUGAUAUCUGGCCACCCGAUGGAGCUGAUGGACGGUGAUGCUGCUCAUGUUCCUCUGGUCUGGGUUUCAGCAGUUCUGGAUAAGGUCAUCAGAAAACUGGGAGACCAGAGAGUCUUUGUGUUGUCAGUUCUGGGAAUUCAGAGCUCAGGGAAAUCCACCAUGCUCAACGCCAUGUUCGGACUCCAGUUUGCAGUCAGUGCUGGAAGAUGCACCAGAGGAGCCUUCAUGCAGCUGGUGAAAGUGUCUGAAGAGAUGAAGGAGGAACUGAAGUUUGACUACAUUCUGGUUGUUGAUACUGAAGGUCUCAGAGCUUUAGAGCUGGCAGGAAAAGACACCCUACAUCAUGAUAAUGAACUGGCAACAUUUGUUGCAGGACUUGGAAACAUGACUUUGAUCAACAUCUUUGGAGAAAACCCAUCAGAGAUGCAGGACAUCCUUCAGAUUGUUGUUCAGGCCUUUAUGAGGAUGAAGCAGGUCAGAUUGAAUCCCAGCUGUGUGUUUGUUCAUCAGAAUGUUACUGAUGUUGCAGCUGGAGAGAAAAUGAUGGAGGGAAGAAGGCGGUUACAAGACAGACUGGAUGAAAUGACCAAGUUAGCUGCAGAAGAUGAAGUGUGUGAUGCAGAAUGUUUCAGUGACAUCAUUGCAUUUAACGUACAGAAGGAUGUGAAGUACUUUUCUCAGCUCUGGGAGGGCAGCCCACCCAUGGCUCCACCAAACCCACGCUACAGUGAAAAUGUUCAGGAGCUGAAGAGAGACAUUGUUUCUCGUGCAUCAAAAACAAACUGCAUGAAAUUAUCACAGUUUCAGCAGCGAGUGAAAGAUCUCUGGGAGGCUCUGCUGAAUGAAAACUUUGUCUUCAGUUUCAGGAACACACUAGAGAUAUCAGUGUACAGGAAACUGGAGGUGGAGUAUGAGAAAUGGACCUGGAGUCUCAGGAGUGCCAUGCUGAGUAUUGAAGACAAGAUGCUGAACAGAAUCUCCAGUGGAAAGGUGGAAGCAGUAGAAAAACAAGAGCUGAUGAGAGAAAUGUCAGAAACCCUGCAGAAAGUACAAACAUCAUUUAAAAAGUAUUUUGAAGAAGACAGUGAAAGACAAACUCUGAUUCAGUGGAAAAGCAGAUUUGAGAAGCAAAUACAGCAUGUCCAUGAUGACCUCAUAGAUGAGGCCAAAAGAAAACUGGAUGAGAAUAUCAAACAGAAAAACAUCCGGAAAAAUCUGGAUGAGCAGCUGAAAAAUCAUGAGAAUACUCUCUUUGAAAAGAGUAAAGAACUUGCUUUGAAGUUUAAAGAUCAGAGUGAAAACAAAAAACAGAAUUUGAGAGACCUGAAAGCAGAAUUUGAUUCAGUGUGGGGAAAGUGGGUCUCUGAUUUAACUAAAGAUGUUCCAGAAAUCAAAGAUAUAAACAUCUCAAAUGAUGUCAUUAACAUUUUGGGGGGGAUGUUUUCUGAAUAUGGUGUUGUUCUUGAUCAAAAGAAGAGAGCAGAGUACAGAAAGAUUCACAUUGUUGCUGAUUACAGCAGUUAUGUUUCUAUGAAAAGGGUCAAGUUGGGACCUGUUCCUUUAUGGAAACAGUCUCUUAAUCCAGAAGAUCAGAUAUCAAUACGAGAACUGAUUUCUAAAGUCAUCCAACAAACAACAGAAAAAGUGAAUUCAUUUCCAGUCUCAGUGCAGGGAUACAGCUCAGGCUACAUCCAGCAAAUUGUGCGUGAUGUCAAACAACGAGUGCAGGAGUUUAAACCAAGAGAUGACUCCUUUGAGUUUAAGAAAGAGUUCUUUGUGGAUCUCUCUCUUUAUGUGUGUGAACAAGCUGAGAAAUGCUUUGUAGAACUUCACAGGAAAUACAGAGAAACAAAUGAUCCAGUUCUUCACUUCAAAAUGAAAAAAGCUGAGUACUUUAAAGUUUUCAUGAACUACUAUCAGGGAGCAACAUCUGCAGCAGUGCUUGGAGACCAAAUCUGUGUUAAACUGAAAGAAACAAUCCUGCAGAGUGUGUACAACAUGAUCGCUAAAUUCAUCUGUGAUCAGAUGAGAGGAAAACCUCCAUUUAAUGGGAACAGAGGAGAUCUGGAGAAGCACAUUCUGAAGUCUCUGGCAGAGCAGGAGGGAGAUAAGGAGGAGAAGUUUAAUAACUUCUUAACAUACAUGAACCAGCCGAAGAUCCACUUUGAAAAUUUCAUCAGAGACAGAGUUAGACAGUACAUGGCAGCAGAAAACCCUCAGGCAGUCUCUGUAAUAAAAGAACACAUCAACCACAAACAGAGAAUUGUCAUCAGUGCAGCAGAAGAGGCCAGAAAUGAAGUCAAACUCAUCAGUGGCGAUAUCAACAAGUGGCUGGAGAUUUUCUCCAACAGUCUUGUAGAUGAGUUAGGAGAUACUAGAGUUCACCUGAGUGAUGAUGUCACUAAGAAUGUCACUGAUUAUGAUGUUCUUGUAGAUGUUAUAAAAAAAGAGCUCUUGGUUGUUGUUAAAGGGCUAAAAGUAAACCUCUGUAAACUUUCAGAUCUGAGAAAGGAGAUGUUCAGAGAAAAGCCUGAGGAGAUUCUGAUUAAACACUUCUGCAGGUGCUGUUGGAAGCAGUGUCCCUUCUGUGGAGCCGUCUGUACCAACAGUCAAGAAAAUCAUACUGAAAAACACCAGGCUGAAUUCCAUCGCUCAGGUGGAAUGAAAGGAUGGCAUUUUAGAGGCACAACCGAGUUUUCUAUAAACUUUUGUACAACAAAAGUAGCAACAGAUAACCUGAAUUUUUUUACAGGCAACCCAGAGAAGAAAUACCCUUAUAGAGAGUUCUGGACUGCAGGAGGAGAGUACGCUGAAUGGAGCAUCUCUGCAGAUUUUUCUUCUCUGGCCUACUGGAAAUGGUUUGUUUGUGAAUUUCACGAAAACCUUGAAAAAUACCACAACAAAACCUUUAGUGGAAAAGGAGAGAUUCCGCCUGAAUGGAAAACUCUUAUUCAGUCUGAGGCAGUUGCAAGUUUAGGAAUAAUUAAAUAAACUGCAACCAUUCUGGUAAUUACAGAACACUGGUUUUGAGUUUUGACACACAUGAUAACACAAAAUCCUAUGGAUCUCACCUGGCAAAAUGAAACCAACUACACAGAACAUUACUUUGCUCCAUCAACUACAGCUGGGAACCAUCUUACUGUACUGAGGACAAAACCACAGAAGAGCUACAGAAAAAUGUCACAAAUUAUAAUUAAAUCUACAGGCUGUUCAGUGUGCCUUAACAUCAUUCACAUGUAUAAUAUGGUAACAUGAUCUGUAUCUCACUGGUAUAACAGCACUUUUAACUUGUUAGUUGUAUUAAAAUAAGGAAAAGAGUAUUUUGUAACCAUAAAUUGUAUCAUACAUUGUAACUCAGGAAUUCUUUAGAUUAUGUAAGUAAUAUCAUAAUCAGAAUCAACAAACAUGACUACUAUUUACACCAGCAUGAACUCAGAAUACAAGACAACGUACUUAACCAUAUGGACCAGUCUGAAUUUUCCUUAUAGUUUAAUAGUUGUUUAAUUAUUGUAGCUUCUUUUACUGAGUAUGGUUGUAUAAUCUGCAUGUCACAUAUUGGGACAGUAAGGCUAAUUUCAUUAUUUUCUGCUGUAGACUGAAACCAUUUGGGUUUAUUGAAAUAUGAAUAUAUGAGAAGAAAUAUCAACAUUUUUAUGUCCAGGUAUUUACAUCUGGUUUAGAAGAUAGCGCCUAUCUGAAUCCAUCCAUUUUUCUUGUAAGCAGAAGUAUAGAAACCGAUAAACUUGAAAUAGAUUGAAGUGAAAAAGACUUAAUAAAUAGUUGCAAAUCAUUUUCUUGCAAUAAAUGCAACAUCUGUGACCCAAUGA